This is a messenger RNA of Mytilus trossulus (common blue mussel), 9283 nucleotides long. RefSeq lists its product as uncharacterized. The record is from RefSeq and is a predicted model, not a curated record. Lineage: Eukaryota; Metazoa; Mollusca; Bivalvia; Mytilida; Mytilidae. Gene Ontology annotation, molecular function: hydrolase activity, acting on ester bonds. The transcript has 9 exons. The coding region runs from base 173 to 7996 and encodes 2607 amino acids.
AAUCAACUCAACACGUGCAUCAAACGCAUGCGCAGUGUAGUUGCUGAUGCUGUUUUCAAACACACAGAAAAUGAAGAUUUUUUUCAGAAACAAUUGUUUAGAAACAAAGUGGUGAUAGUUCAUAAAGCUUGAAAAUUUUGAAGGAAAAAAGGAGGAACUUAACAUUAUUAAAAUGGCUUCUUUAGAUCGAAAGAGAACAGUAGGUGGUGGAUGUGCAAGAAUAUUCAAGCGGUCAAUUAAAGAAAUGGGUUCUGUGGAGAAACAGUUACACAUUAGUCACAGUAAAUCUGAACACCAUGAAACCCUACAGUCGAACGAAAUGUCCAGUGAAACAUUAAGAUUGACUUCUCCAAGUAAAGAUGCAAUGAAUUUGAAACAGUCUGUCUCACAAAUAGAAUCAAAGACUGAAACACAGCGUGAUCCUUGUAAAGAAAUGACUCAUGAAGGUCUUCAUACUUCGUGUAAAGAUCGAAAGACAUCUGAAAAGCAACUUAACCUAAAUAAAGACAUGAUAACAGAAAAACAGGAUGCUCUCAAGACUCAAGAUAAACAACAUUGUUCCAGCACCGAAAUGAUGCAUGACAAAGACCAUAAUAUUAAAGAGAGAACACAAGAUAAACAUCUUUGUCUUAGUAGAGAAAUAACACCAGAUAAACAACAUUUUCCUAGUAGAGAAAUAACACCAGAUAAACAGCAUUGUCCUAGUAGAGAAAUAACACCAGACAAACAUUGUCCUAGUAGAAAAAUAACACCAGACAAACAUUGUCCUAGUAGAGAAAUUACAUCAGAUAAACAGCAUUGUCCUAGUAGAGAAAUAACAUCAGAUAAACAGCAUUGUCUUAGUAGAGAAAUAACACCAGAUAAACAUCUUUUUCCUAGUGGAGAAAUUACAUCAGAUAAACAGCAUUGUCAUAGUAGAGAAAUAUCAUCAGAUAAACAGCAUUGUCAUAGUAGAGAAAUAUCAUCAGAUAAACAGAAUUGUCUUAGUAGAGAACUAACUCCAGAUAAACAUUGUCCUAGUAGAGAAAUAACACCAGACAAACAUUGUCCUAGUAGAGAAAUUACAUCAGACAAACAUUGUCCUAGUAGAGAAAUAACACCAGACAAACAUUGUCCUAGUAGAGAAAUAUCACCUGAUAUACAGCCUUGUUCUAGUCGAGAAAUAACAUCAGAUAAAAAGUAUUGUUCCAGUGGAGAAAUAUUAUCAGAUAAACAACAUUGUCUUAGAACAGAACUAACUCCAGAUAAACAUUGUCCUAGUAGAGAAGUAAUGGAAGCUAAACAUUGUCCUAGUAGAGAAAUAACACCAGACAAACAUUGUCCUAGUAGAGAAAUAACAACAGAUAAACAUUGUCCUAGUAGAGAAAUAACACCAGACAAACAUUGUCCUAGUAGACAAAUUACAUCAGACAAACAUUGUCCUAGUAGAGAAAUAUCACCUGAUAUACAGCCUUGUUCUAGUCGAGAAAUAACAUCAGAUAAAAAGUAUUGUUCCAGUGGAGAAAUAACACCGGAUAAACAUCAACACCGUAGUAGAGAAAUAACACCAGAAAAACUAGUUCAACAAACUUCAUGUAAAGAAGUUAAACCAGAACUUUUAGCAUCUGAAAACAAGAAUAUGCAGUCCAUAAAAAUUGAAAUGCCAGAAGAAGCCAAAAUAGCCCAUGGAAGAAAAUUUCAGACAACACCAAUUAAGAAUAGUGACUAUCAAUUCAAACCAUAUAUUAAUUUCCCAAAAGCAAUAACGCCACCACGAUUUUUAAAGUUGAAAGAAAUGCAAGAACACUUUAAUAAAGAAAAGUCUUCUGAUCAAAAUAAUAAUAACAUGCCUUUGACCAGAAAGCAUACUGAUUUCAGCCGUAGAAAAUCUCCAGAAGAAGACAAUCAGAAAUCUUCUGAUCCACCAAAUUCUCAAUUAAAUAGAACAUCCAGUGAUAACUUUUCUCAUCAGUAUAAAAACCGAUAUCAACAAAAUAAUUCUCAUAGAGAAUCAAAUCAUAACAGACCAAAGGACUAUAAACAAAGAGGAGAUCAAGAUCGUAUUCAAAGAGGAGCUUAUGGUAAUACUCAACAUGCUCAAAGAGGAACUUUUGGUAAUACUCAUAGAGGAACUUAUGGUAAUGCUCAAAGAGGAACUUAUGGUAAUGCUCAAAGAGGAACUUAUGGUAAUACUCAUAGAGGAACUUAUGCUAAUACUCAAAGAGGAACUUUUGGAAAUACUUGCAGAGGAUCUAGCAAAGAACUGCAUUAUCCCAAAAAUAGUAUACCAUCCAGUAAAACAGAAAAUGGUGUCAUUCCAGGGGUCCAUUGUAGCACAGAAUCAGGUCAAUCGGAAGAUUGGUCAACAGAUUUGUUAAAUCUUUCUGAUUGGAACUCCGACAAUAUGAUGGAGGAUCAUAGAAAUAAUUCAGAAGUUGGGUCUAGUGAAAAGGACACUUGGGAAGUAGAAGAUGCUAAUUCUAAAGUACAGACAGAUGAUAGGUCUUUGAAAAAUGAAAAAUGGGAAGUAGAAGUUGUUAAUUCUAGAGUACAAACAGCUGAAAUUGAAAUUCCACAGCCAGAAAUUAAACUGAGAUAUUCUGGCCCAACUCAUGAGAACUGGCAUGUAGAAAUGAGAAAAAGAGAAGAAGUUUUAUAUCAUGAAAACCAAAACAAAAACUUUGAAAAGAUAGUAUCAGAAAAAUGGAUUCCAGAUACAUGUGAAUAUCCAGAGAGAGGUCCAUCGUCUUAUUGCAAUAAUGGUCAAGAUCUCUUCAAAGCUGUUGAAUCUGUCUCAACAUUGGAAGUUACUGUUAAGAAUAAGGAUUCUGUAGAGCAAGAUGGUGUGGAAAAUAACAUCAGGAACGAUUCAGAGAUCUGUAGUAGUGAGGAAGUGAAUAAACUGAAUUCAGUAGAAACUGAUAGUAUUGAAGGGUUAAAUAAUACCUGCACAGACAUUGUUAAUCUCUCUGUCAUUGACAAAUCUGACUGGGAAUUCAGGAGGGAACACAUUGAUAGUACAGUUGAUAUGAAUUCAUUGCAAACUGAAUAUAACAAAAGAAAUGAAAUUGUUAUUCAGACAGAACUUUUGGAAAAUGUUAAUCAUAAAAAUAUUAAAAAUGAACAUGUUAAAUCUAUUGAAACUGAAAAUAUGGAAGACAAUGUAAAGCAUUCUUUAGAUGCAGUUACUUCUGCUAGAGAUAGUAGGAUUACUGAAUUUGAUCUUGUUGACCUUAAAUAUGAAUCGAGGACAUCAUCUCAGAUCAAUGAAAUUAAACCACACUAUGAAAACAUAAAUGAACUAACAUGUACUGAUCAUGAACAGGAAUCUAAUGAAAUAGAAUAUUCUUUGGAAAUACAAAAGUAUGUGGGACACUGUAUAGAAGAAUAUUCUCAAAUGACAAUGACUGAAAAUAAAGGAGUUGAAAAACUUGAAAUCCACCAUCAAACUUUGUCUGAUCUUGUAGAAACAGAUCAUGAACAAGACCAAAUCGAAAAGGAAUCUGUUAUUGAUGAAUCUUUUGAAACAGAUCAAGAAAAGGGUGAAAUUGAUACUGACCCUUUAUGUAAAACCGAUGAAAUAAAACAAGUUGUGAAUAACAUUGAAGGAUGUGGAAAAGGAAAAAUAUGUGAAAACUCUCGGAAAGAUUUAGAAUUAUCUAACAUUAGUAGAAAUAAUGAAACUUCAGACCUAGGCCAAAGUUACAAAACUUUUGAAAUGAGUGAUAUUUCUGAAUGUGAGUCUGUUAAAAUAUUUCCCGAAGUAUUUAGUGACAUUAGUAUUGAAUCAAAUAAAGAAAGUGAAUGUAGCAGCCAUCAUGUUGGAACAGAUGGGAAAGACUUGAAUGUUUUGAACAAACAGGACUCACAGAGAGCUGAAAAUAAACACUGUACACAAGUUCAGACUAGAGAAGAGUUUGAAAGUGACGUUUCAGCUCAUGGGGACAUUUAUGAUACUUUGAUUAAACAAAAAGUGAAAGAUAUAAAAUGUGACAACAGCUGUAAAACAGGAACACAAACAAAUGAUAUUGAUGAAGCUCUGGAACUGCUUCCUUCAUACAAUAUGGUUAAUUUACCCGCUCCGGAACAAAAGAGGUCACAAAGUAUGGCGAGUAGUCCAUAUAUGCAAAUAAAGGAAUUGGUUCAACACUAUGAAUAUAAAGAAACUGAAAGAAAUGUAUUACUUGAGGAACAAAAACAAUGGCGCUGUCGGUUGAAUGUAGAUGACAAAACAUCUAAUGUCAACAGAGUUCCAAUGAUAGGGAGAGGAAUAGUGACCAUUGCAUCAGAUCCUCAUUCUCUGGUUAAACAGGAGGAAGAUUGGGAAUCCGAUCUUGUUCUUGUUGAUCAGUGCAUAACAUCUGAUCAAAGCCUAACAGAGGAAGAAUCUACUAGUGAUGUAUUCCAAGUACAAGAUCACCGAUCAGCCUGUGUACAGACAGAACAGCCGUUAAAUGUGAGAUUGACUGAACAAACAGUCAGACCCAAACUUUCUCCUGUACCAGUCAGCCAUUCAUAUUUGACUGUUAAAAAGUGUCAAGCACAGCAGACUCCAUUACCAUAUCAUGUUCAGAAGCCAGACAAUCAUCAGACUCAACAGUUGUCGCCAAACUUUGUUGAACCUGAAAGUGAUGGAGUUACGAAGUCGAGUUAUAUGAAAUCUUUCAUCCCAAAAUUUGCAAGAGGGAGAGGUUGUUUGUCACCAGAUUUUCAAUGUAAUUUGAAUAAAUUUAUGAAUGAUGAAGACAAGAAAGUGUUAUUACAGGAAAGAAGAGGCUUUAAUGUUAAGAAUCAGUUUGAUCUGCAAUCAACUGAAAAGAAGAAUAGGAUUAAUCAGUCAAAUAGGAGAGGAAAUAAUUCCUCAGAGGAUUGGGAAAGUAGUUUGAUCAAUGUUGAUAGCUUAAAUAAGAAUCAAGAAAAUCUUUGUAAAGACAAUUUAUUUGAAAAAAUAUCAAUAACUGAUCAACACAUGGAUUUUGAUCCGCUGAAGCAGGAAACUUGUAAGGUACCACAGACUAUAAUUAACCAAAACUUUAUUGAUGAACAUUUAGGGCAUUUGAAUGUGGAGUGUGAUUCAGCCUCUUUGUCAUCUAUGCCUCAAUGUGAAUUACUUAGUCCUAAAUCACAAAGUACACUUAGUGGAGUUCCAACAAUGUCUGAUUAUGAAAACAGUGAGUCAGGGCAGAUGGAUAUCAAUAAAAACGACAUUGAAGAUGAAAUUGUAGAUGGAUGUUGUACAGAGAACAUUACGCAAGAUGAUAGUGAAAAAGACAGUCAAGUUCAAAAUGAUCAGCACAUCAGUACACAUGAUACAUUAGAUUUUGUUAAUUUUAAUGGUGAUGGGUGUAAUGAAAUAAAAGAAGAAUCACAUUCAAAACAAAAUUCUGAUGAAAAUUAUCCUCAUUAUAUGAGCUACUUCUAUCCAGAUUUAUCAUCUUGUGACUGUCAUCCUUCUGUCCAACAGUACUGGGUAUGGCACACGUGUAUGUGUCAGAUUCCACGACUUUGUGAGAUUAGGACUUGCCAGGAUUAUUGGCUACAGUAUCCUUUUGAAGACAUGGAAGGUAUUUACCAUACUGUACCGAUACCUGAUGUCAACAACAACAAAAAAUCAAGCAAAGACCAGAAAAGUAAAGAACAUCAUAAUUACACACAUAUGCAUGCCCACAUGAAAGAGAGCGGAGAUGAGAAUACCACAUUACCUCCAGGAUUGGCAUGUCCCCCUAGGAAAGUUAUCUAUCCAGUUGGCAUGAUACCACAAAUGCCAUUCAAAGGGGUUCCACCACCACCCUCCAAACAGAUUUGGGAUCGCAUGCAUAGUGCACCAAUGAUUUCCCACUGUAGAAUGUCAUAUCGUGGUCCUCAGCCUAGACCUCAAGAUGUACCUGUUCACAUGAUCCAAGGUUCACAGUCAUCUAGGACUGUUAUAUCACCAAUAGUAUGUGCACAAGGAUUUUAUCAUGGGUUAACUUCUCCAAAACACAAUCAAAAUACACACUCUAAGCAGAAAUAUAGACAUAAGUCAGAAAUGGAUAAUGGUGAACAAAAUGACAGUGGAGUUGUUAUAGAAGGCUCACCAGGAUUUAUUGGACCUAUUUUGCCAGGAGAAGUGAAAUUAAAACCUUCAAGAGACAAACUUUCACCUUUAUCUGCCAUUAAAACAUUAUUGGGUAAAGAUAACGACACUCCUAGAAAAAGGUUAGUGGACUAUUCUUAUAGUGAAACAGAGGAAUCUGAAGAUGAUCGUUCAAGGUCAUCACAGGGGGAGAAAAGAUUAAAAGAGGGCAAGGAUGAUGUUAUACAAGUACAUGAUUCAAAUUCAGAGGAAGAAAAUUCAUAUAGACAUAAGACACAUUUGAGAAAAAAUCAUGCUCAUGCAAAACAUUUACCCGACAGAGAAUCUUAUCAGAAAACAAAAACAAGGGGUCCAAUUGAUGUCAGAACAGAAGUUCAGGAAGUAGAAAAUACUGAUGAUUCAGAUGAUGGAUCUUCAAAGUUUCAGGACUGUUCCUCAACAAUUAGUAAUUAUCAAAUACUGCAAACUGUUCUUAAUCAAAAAUUUCCUAAAUACCACAGGACUAAAAAGGCAGUUGUAGAUAAUGAUUUGAUAGAUUUAACUGAUGAUGGGUCAGAAGUUAUUAGUGUUGUAUCUCAGGAAAGUACAGAAACAGAUGUAAAACCAAAGAAGCAUGAUCAGAAAACAACAUUCUGGCAGAGCCCAGACUCAUGUAAUGACUCACCCAUGAGUGGGUAUUCUAUGAUGUUCCCUCCUUACACCUAUCCUGGUUGGGUCAGUCAAGAUAUGAUUGCAGCUGGCUAUACACCACCCAGUCCAAACAUUGGAAACAAUAGUCACCUUUCAAAUGAAUCUAGUCGAGCAGAAUUCCUAUCAAGGCAACAUGCCACAAGCCCGACAGACUCUGGAAUAUCUCAAACACCAGAAAAAUAUUCUCAGUCUCAUAGUCAUACUGAAGAAAAGGAAGAAAGUAUAACAAAGCGUGGAAGUUCUUCUAUGCGUGGAAUGACUGCUAGAAUGAGGUUCCUUAAUAACAGCAAACUAAUGGAUAAUGAGAAAACAUUUAAAGAUAGACUUGCUAUGUAUCCGAAAAAGGGACGAAAUGAAACUGAUUCUGACAGUCAAAGUCAGUCAUCAUGGACCUUUAACUGGAAAAUAAGAUUUAUGGAGAAUUGUAGGAGACACCAAGGAAACUAUAUAGAUUCUCAUUGUCAUUUAGAUUUCUUAUUCACAAGAACAGAGUUUGGAGGAACAUGGUCAAAAUUUAAAGAAGUCAAUAGUGAUACAAUGCCACCUAACUUUGAAGGAUGUGUAGCUGUGUUUUGUCAUCCUAGUAGUUUUAGAUCUGAUGGAUUAUGGAAUGAGAUUGCCAAGGAGAAGGAUGUCUGGAUAACAUUUGGCUGUCAUCCAAAGAAUGCCACAGAAUUCACAGAUAGAACAGAAAUAAACCUUAAAUUCUGUCUCAUGAAUCCUAAGGUUGUGGCUCUUGGUGAAAUAGGGUUGGACUAUUCUGGAAUCUUUGAGAAACAUAAAGAGGUACAACAGAUAGUGUUCAGAAAGCAGAUUCAGAUAGCACUUGAUAUGAACAAGCCAUUAGUUAUACACUGUAGAGAUGCUGAACAAGAUGCACUGGCCAUAUUGGAAGAGAUGGUACCAAAGAAUUAUAAGAUACACUGCCAUUGCUUCACUGGGAACUAUGAAUCAGCUAAGAAAUGGAUGGAUAUGUUUCCUAAUCUAUUUAUAGGACUUACGCCACUAGUUACUUAUAAAUCAGCUACCUCCACACAUGAAGUUGCCAGAUUUAUACCAUUGGAACGGUUGUUAUUGGAGACAGAUGCUCCUUACUUUAUUCCUAGAAAGUGUCCAAGAAAAGAAUUUCCACAUUCACAUCCUGGUAUGGCUAUAACAGUGGCAGAAGAAGUUUCAUAUAUAAAGAGAUGUCCAAUAUCUGAAGUUCUUUACAGUUGUAGACAGAAUACAAAACUAAUGUAUGGAAUAUGACAAAUUAAAUAGCUGAUUUGAGUUUAUGUAAGAAGAUGAAUACAUGGUGUAACUAGAAGAACAGUUAUCUAUCUAGUUUCUGUGGUCAAUUUGGUUGUUGUACUGUAAAUAGUAAAACAAAUUAGUAUUUGGUCUUUAAACAAAAUCACAUGGAAGUAUAAGGGUAUGAACACUUUUUUAUUUUUUUACUUGUUGUUUUAUAUUAUUUUUGUGAACAUUUGAAAUUUACAAUGAAUUUUUCAUUUCAUUAAAUCACAGUGUAUGUUCCAGGUGUUUAAAGGUUAGAAUGGCUCAUGGCAAAGUAUGCUUAAUUGGUAUUUCCAAAUUUUAUGAUUUUUUUGUAUGCAUUUUGAAUUAAUUUUUUAUUUACUUUUUCCAGCUAACUGCCCUUUUGAAAUGUUAUGAUAUUUGGUUUGUUUUUAUUUUGGUCAAUCCAUCUGGAUUCAUAUAAAAAAGAAAUCGACAAUCCUAUGUAGUCAGUUGUAACUGUUUUCUAAAGUUUGGUAAUUAAAAUGAUUUGAUGGCUGCCAACAGCUUCUUUGUAAAAACUUAUGAACCAUUUAACCAAACCUUUCAAAUUUUGAUAAGUUGUAAUUGAUGCCAAAUGAGGUCAACUUCAAUAUAGACAUAUUUCACUUUUGCUAUUUAUGGUCCUUGAUAGAUUGUUCAAUGUCACUUUAUAAUGUUUCUGUGCCAUAAAUUAAGUAUUGGUAAACCAUUUUAAUAUGCUGAUACUGAUGCCAAAAUGAAGGUCAAGUUCAAUAUUGACUAUUCUCACUGUUCCAUUCAAGAGUUAUGGUCCUUUAAAGAUUGAAAAAAGCCCUUGAGAAGUCAAACAAGCUUUAAAGUGACAUACAUUAGAAUAAAUAAAUUUCGUUUUUACCUGUCUUUGUAAAAAUCAACUAUGGUACAAAAAUACAGAAUUUUGACAGCUCAUUUCUUGUAUACUUUAUUGAACUAAAAUUUUGAAACAUCAUGCUUUUCGGAAUUACUGAAUGUAAGAUCCUUAUAAACAAUCUUCAACUCCCUGUUGUUAAAGAACCAUGACCAUUUUAACAUUUUUAAGGAACAUCAGUUAAAAGUGCUUAUUGACACCAAAAACCUUAAAUACAUCUUUAACUUUCCAACAUUAUUUUCUCAAUAAUGAUAGUAUCUUAAAUGUAGUGUUAAUGUACAUACAUAUAUGGUUUUCUUGUAAUUUAGUGCUCAUCAUAUUUACAAACUAUUGUGUUCACACAGAUGUGUUCAGUGUUCAGUUAGAACACAAAUAAAUUGGUUGUUAUUACA